This is a messenger RNA of Mesorhabditis belari, 4143 nucleotides long. The record is from the annotation of a GenBank genome assembly. Lineage: Eukaryota; Metazoa; Nematoda; Chromadorea; Rhabditida; Rhabditidae.
AUGAGUCGUCGCUCAAUUCUUCACUUCAUUUCCAUAUUUCUAUUCAUUUUACUUCUGAGGUUAGGAUCAACAAAUGCACAAGAUACUCCUCCGGUCGAUCCGUCGGCUGGACUUGACCCUGGUGGACUAACUCUGCCUGAGCAUUUUGUCAUCAAAAAGGAACCGCGAUCUCCGUGGUCUCAACUCGGCGUCACUCUACCAAUGCACCGAACUGAUUUCGAGCAAUUCAUCGCCAAAGUCGUUGACGUGACGGAAAAAGUCCCUCAUAACCUUCGUGACGUGAAUCGCACUUUUUUGGCGUCGGUUGAGGACGCAUCGGUGAUAAAAAUUCACAAUUUACAUCCCGGACAUAGAUACAGCAUAACGAUAAUUGGCCGACGAUCGGAUAGCUCGGAGAAGAUCAAGAGCGAGCUGAUCACUAUGGAUCCACAAUCUCCAGAAAUCGUGCUUGACAAAGAUGUAACGAUCACUGAAAACAACAUCACUUUACGGGCCACGAAAACCAAUAAAGCUGUUCAGGACCUCUUCAGCAUCGACUACAUUCAGGUGGAACCCGAGGAACGCUUUUCGACACUAGAAGUACUCGACAUUGCCGAGCAACAAGAUUUGGAGAUCUAUUUGGGGAAUUUGAACCCAGGACGGGAGUAUCGCAUCAAAAUCACCUCAGUCCGUGGCGGGUUGAAGAGUCGACCCUGGGAGGCAACACUGGCCACAAAACCCGCACCUCCGUCGAAUCUUCGCGCAACGGAUAUGCCGCCAAAUUGCGUUCGCCUCGAGUGGGAUAUCGCCGCUGAAUCCGGCUCGGACGGCUUUGAAGUCGAGUAUGGGUCGAAGCAGAGCGAAAACGUUCAUAAGCUAUCGGUGAGUGACGCGCACUCGUCACUUCUUUGCGACAGUAUUCAGCCGGGUCGCCGUUUUCGUUUCAGUGUUAUCACGAGAAAAGGGUUAUCCCUUUCCUCCCCAUCGGUCGUCUUGCACGAUGUGAAACCACUAGCUCCAUUGGAUUUCAAGGUGAAACCCGAUCUAACGAAAGGUAAAUACCGAGUAGAGACGCAACUCUCCGAUUCGUCAUUCUCUGAUCAUUGCCAUCUCACUGUGAUCUCCGAGUCGUUGACGAGAAGCGAAGUGGAAAGUCCGCUAGAGAACGGGGCUACUAGCUGUAUCUUUUAUCUACCGCUGACUCCGGGAGAGCGCUUUGAGUUUGCUGUUUCUUCCUCGUCGAAUAAUGUCCCAAGUACAAGACUCCAGAAAAGUAUCGUUCUCGGUCCAGCUUUUGAUAUGAAAACUUUUGGAUUGAAUAUUCAGGAAACAAAAUCUGGUCUUGAACUUCAAUGGCCCCAAAGCGAGGUGUUUAUGUCGAGGAUGAAAGAUAUGUGGGCAAAGAUUGUCGGCUUUUCAUCAGUGCUUCAACUAAGAGUGACGCCGUUGGAUCGAAAUCGCUCAAAAGAAAGAACACGACAAUUCGAAUCCGAACCAUCAAAAGGACAACCGAUUGUUGUGACUGGGUUGAGGAAAGGAGCGUGCUAUCAGGUGCAAAUCUACACAGUUACUCGAACGGGCAUCGUCUCGGAAGCUCGAUACAAUGAGAGCAUUCGAAUGGCCGCUCCAUCAAUCAGCCUUCUCCUCGACACCGUCACGCAUACAUCGGGAACACUGAAGAUUGAUGCAAAUCUAACGGAUCCAUUGCACGGUGCUCCGAAUCCAGACUGCCAGCUUUCAGUCACGGUCAAUGACAUGCAUCAAAUGGUUGUUUUCGAUCGCCGACUCCCACUGAGCUCCGACAUGCCACCGUUGGAAUUAACCGGAUUGCGACCCUAUCACAAGUACAAUGUCAACUCACAGGUGAUCUGCGGUGGGUCAACAUCGACUCAAUGUGCUCCAUCGAGUCGAACGAUGCGAUCUCUCUCAUUUUCGACGCGGCAAGACCGACCCGGACCUGUGCAAGCGCUUCAAGUGAAACCCCUAAACCCAUAUUCGGUGCAACUCACCUGGCUCCCACCAGCACUCCCGAACGGAAUCUUGACUCACUACGUUGUCGGUGUUCAGCCAACGGAAAGCACUCAAGAAGCAUGGUCGGUGAAUGUGGCGUUAACGAAUAAACGAGCUGAUCACACCGUGGAAGCGGUGAUCGAUGGAUUGACCGGCGGAGAGACAUACAAAUUUGAGGUUCGCGCUGUGACUGAGGCCGGCUCGGGCGAUCCGCCUGCAUCGAAUGAUUUGGCCACAAUAUCGAUGCCAAUCAUGGCUCCCCCAAAACCCCUCUCAACGCUGGACGUCGUUUUGGACACGAUCAGCCCGCAAACGAUGACCAUUCGAUACACCACACAAAUGUUCGACUCGAAGAAUGGACGAGUGACAAAAUCAGCAAUGAUCGUGGCUGAAGUAACCGCUGAUGGACGAGUGAGCGAGACAUGGCUCUAUGCUGAGAAUAAAACCUAUACAUGGGUCGAGGUUCAGCGCUUCGACGUUUGGCCAGCCUACACGGCCACCGCAAACGAAGUGCCCAUCACGAAGCGAGCCGCGCAAACACGCACGAUUAGCGAGGUGAUCGGCUCGAAUCCGAACUGUCGUGAUCUUCCGGCGGACGUUGUGUGCAACGGUCCGCUUAAACCGGGCACCGCCUACAAGUUCAAAUUGCGCAUUUUCACCGCACCAAAUCUCUGGACCGACACCGAUUACAGUCCGAUUGUGCAAACCGAACCUCUCCCCUCGGGCAUUUCGACUCGUCUCAUUGUGUGGACUCUGUCAGCUCUCGUCAUCGUCGGACUCCUUUGCGCGCUUUGUCUCGCUAUUUGGAAUCGAAACAAGAGCAAACGAAAUCCCUCUUUCACCGCGAAUUCGAAAGAAGGACAGUGGGCAGCGCUGAAGAUGAUCAUGGCAGAGAGAGCCGCUGACUGCCUUGCCAAGCUCGGCCUGGACAGUACCCCGUCAGCUCCUUGUGGCUCCACGUCACCCACUCAACCAGCUGCUCAACACCUACAACAGCCAACAUUUGGACAUCAUAGAAGAUGUCGAAGUUUACGAGAGCGAACCGGUGUCGAUCACCGUUUAGAGAGACUCCCGUCUGGACCAGCCAUCUUCCGCACUCCCAUCUACACAGUCAUGUCCGGAACAAACACAAAUAAGAGUCGCCCUGUUCGCAUUCAGGAUUUCGCGGAUCACGUACGCUUGAUGAGCGCUGACUCAGAUUUUCGCUUCUCUGAGGAGUAUGAGCAACUCAAAAACGUCGGCAUUGGACAGAGUAUUGCUGCGGCGGAGAUGACCGUGAAUCGCGUUAAGAAUCGCUUCACAAACAUUCUCCCCUACGAUCACUCUCGGGUGAAAUUGGUGAAAACUGAGGAUGAGGAGGGAGCCGAUUACAUAAACGCAAAUUACAUGCCGGGAAUCAACUCGAGACGUGAGUUCAUCGCGGCUCAAGGUCCCCUACCCUCGACGAGAGAUCAUUUCUGGCAAAUGGUCUGGGAACAACAAUGCCCAGCAAUCAUUGCGCUGACGAAAUGCGUUGAAAAGGGUCGAGACAAAUGUCACCAAUAUUGGCCCGACGCCGAGCAUAUGAGCGUUCUUUAUGGAGAUAUUGAGGUAACUUUAAUGUCCGAGCAGCAAUAUGACGAGUUUGUGGUUCGCGAAUUGCGUUUGUGCAAUCUCGGCGAGAACUCGCAACCCCGACACGUGCUACACUUGCACUACAUGGCUUGGCCUGAUUUCGGAGUGCCCGAUCAUCCACAAGGGAUUGUUAGCUUAGCGAGACUCUUCCGCGUUCGUUUACCCCACUCACCGCAUAACAAGCCAACGAUCGUUCAUUGCAGUGCUGGUGUCGGUCGAUCGGGUACCUUCAUGGCGUUGGAUCGUCUUGUGCGGGGGAUGAGUCUCGAUCAUCCGAUCGAUGCUUUUGGUACAGUGCAUGAGAUGCGUCUAGAGCGAUGUCAUAUGGUACAAAAUGAGCAACAAUACAUCUUCAUCCACCAUUGCUUGCUGUUCGUCUUGCAGAGUGGUUUGUUGACCGAGUGGUCGCAGCCGAUCGCCGGCGUGCAGCUGAUUGGACCCGAUUUCCACAACGGUAUCCAAACUGGCACACCUCGCGUCGAAAUCCAUCAAAACCCAGCGUUUAUCGAGGACGAUGAAGGGAUUGCUGAGAGUGGAUUU